CACUUCUGACAAGACAAUCAUAUUGAAUUUGAAAUACUCCAUAUAAGUAGCUAGUUAAAUGAUACUAACAUUAAGUAAAUUAUGAUUAAAUAUAGGCUACUGUCAAAAUUAAUUCUGUACGAUAUGUCACUGAAUAUGGAACCUUUUUGAACGUUCUUGUUUCAGGGGGACAUAAAUUACCCACAACAACUGUGUUUUUCUCGGAAGAAUAUCGCAAGCCAUUCGUUAGUCAACGUUUCUGAACUUCACUGCAAAUUUAAAAAAAAAAUGAUUUUAGACACGAAUCAAGAAACUUGAUAUAAGGAUUGAUGUAUGAGCUUUACUUAGAAGAAUGUUAGUCAGUUAUAGUAGCAGCUCUGAAGAGGAGACAGAACAUUUACGAUUAGGAGGGAAUGUAACAAAAAGGAAGCAAAGUUGGCACAAAGAUGACAACUCAUUGAGGAAGAAGCACAAAUCAGAAGAGCACACCCUCAAUACAAGUGUAUCUGUGAAUAGGGAGGAAGAUGACUCCAAGUCGAGACUGCCUGUUCCUGGCAGUGUGCUGGACAUGUUCACGGAGGAAGAUGAGGACCCACUGACUGACGACAGCAUGCAACAUGGUGGACGGAUUCGCUCCUUCAAACACGAGAGGGGAAACUGGGCCACUUACGUGUACUUUCCAUACAUCCCAGAGGAAGGGUUCUUGGAGCUGCUUGAUGAGAUGACUGAAGUAGCAGCAUCCCACAGCUUCUCCCUCACUCAUACAGAUGAGUUUCACCUCAGUUUAUCUAAGACAGUGGUUCUGAGGCAUCACUGGAUCCAGCCUUUCAUACAGUCCCUCAGAACAGGCUUGACACACAGCAGGAGGUUCAUUUGUUUGGCUGAGAAGCUGAAGGUCUACUCUAAUGAUGAGAGAACCAGGAUGUUCCUGGCUAUGGAAGUCUCCACAGGACAGGCUCAGCUACGAGAGCUUGUGAAAGCAGUGGACAGCACUAUGGAGGAGUUCAACCUUGACACUUUUUACAAGAAUCCUUCCUUCCAUAUAAGUCUGGCCUGGUGUGUUGGUGACUGCACUGAACACAUUCGCAAAAAGUGUCUGCAGGAGUUGCAGGGUCUGGUCGACUCCCAUGAGGAUGGACCCUUUCUCUUGAGGCUGGAUUGUCAAGAGCUGCGUUGUAAGGCUGGGAACAAGACCUUUUCCAUUCCACUACACUGACAAAACCAGUUGUCAUUGUCUGUAAUGUUGGAUACCUCAACAGUAAAAUGUGAAAAAAGUAUAUAUUUUUAAAUGAGGUUAUUUGAUUAAAUCUAGAAAACGGCAGUGAUGCGAUAUUGAUCAAGCAACUUCCUUUGAAGGUUGCGCACAUCUUUGUACGUGAGGCUUGUUUUGCUAAAACAUGUGUUCAAGCAUUUCUGCUACAGUUCCUGUAUGACAAGACACUGACCAUAGACCUGAGAUUAUUUCAAAUUCUUAUUGACCUAUGACACGGUUGUCAGCGAAAGCUUUAAUCUGUUCCAUUAAUCUUCACAGCCCUUAAUCCAUUCUUUAAAAAGAGCUUGACUUGAUGUGAACUAGUAGGAUAGACCCGUUAAGCUUUUAUUUAAGAGAUGGAAUAAUCCAAAAAUUAUAAUCCAGACGAUAAAAUGCAAUGACUAGAAUUGAUGAAUACAGAAACCCUGAUUAAGUGUUGCAUGUUGAUAUGAUAGAUGUGUUAAGACCAAGGGAAAGAGGUAGUUUGUUUUUGCCAGACUCUAGGCGCUCUGCAGGCACUCUCCACAGCAGAUGUGAGAAGGGACCAGGGAAGAGGAACCUCGGAUGAGGCUAAUAUUGAGUGUCACCCCUUCUUACUUUAAUAACAAAAAGCUCACAGAAGGCUGGCUUAAUGCAAUGUUUAACAUUAUAUUUUACUUAAUCGUCACAACACAGAUCAUGAUAGUUCCAGCAAUAUAUUGUUCAAGUCCAACCAUAGCGCAAUGGCAUAGUUACAAUCCAGGUGAUCAGACCACGUCUUCCUGUCCUGUAAGCAAUCCAGCCUUCACAACAAGACCCUGAUUUUAUUAAUUCAUCACAGUUUACUGCUGCUAAUUCACCUAGUAAUCUGUUACAACCUGGUAAUCUGAGUUAAAUUGGGAAAGACCUUUACAAAUAUUAUCAAUUAACAUAGUACAAAUUUGGAAAAACAGCAAAUGUCUGCUGAGGGGAUAAUUAAAAAUAAAAUAGGAUAAAACAUUCAGUGCCGUCAUCAAUUCCUCCUCAGGCUCUGAGACCGUCAUGUGUCCAAAUGCCUAUCAGUUCUCUCUUUGUACUAUCCCCGUUCUUUAUCUUUGAAUUUGUCACUUAAGACAGCAAGACGAGGGGAAGUAGUUGGUUAAGGUUGCUCAAGGGCCAAAGAGCACAGUCUUGAUGUAGGUUACUGUGGUAAAGUUGCGCAACAUGGCCACAUGCUCAUUCCCCUCCAGUUCAAACAUAUGGACAGGCUGUGUCUGGUGGCCUAUCCAACGCUUGCACUGGGUGGCACUCAGCAGGUUGACCGUCCCAUCCCCAUCUCCGAGAGUCAGUGUGGGGUCUGUAUCAGGAAAGAUAGUGUAGAGAAAACCCUCUGCUGUAGGCACUCCGCUGCCAUAAAGACAGUGUAUGGCCACCCCAGGGGGCUCCAGUGCACUGACCAGUGGCGCAGUGUCUUGACGCAUCUCCCAGCCAUCUUCAAAGUCGAUAUCCUUGAAGAAGCGUUGGUAGUCCUUCACUGUGUAGUUGGUGGUGGGUGUUUGGAUUAGCACCUUGUCAGCAGGCCAGGAAUGUGCGUAUGGGAACAGCCAUGUGGUUGAGACCGCAGUGCGCUGCUGUGAGCGGAUCUCUAGUGAACUGAUGACUGGGAUACGGUUAUUAUCACCUGCAAGGAAAGAGACAUAAUCCAAUGCAAUAGUGUAGAUAUAAAAUACAUGGUUGCUAAACAUUAAAUAGUAUGCAGCUCACAGUAACUUUACUAUUGUGGUUCUGACACCUAUGUAAUUCAUGCAGAAAAGCAUAUGCAAACGCUUACCAGAAGCCACAACUCUCAGGGUUUUAGCCACACCAGCCCAAGGUGCACCCAGGGACACAAAGGCCUUGAUGUAGCGAUCCUUCCAGGCCUGGGGCUGAUGGUUCAGGAAAUACAGGGUGUACAUGUUCCCCAUGCUGUGGGCUAUCAGGACAACCGGACCCCUAGCCUUCACGGCCAUCUCCUCAAUCAUAUGUUGCAGUCUCAAAAAGUAGGCUUUGUUCUCAUCUGUUAAAAAUGGGGGAGAACAUGCAUGAGACUGAUCAUUCCAAACUACUGCAAUUAAAUAGUUAUUAGAACUAAAUAUAAAACGCAACGUGUAAUGUGUUGGUUCCAUGUUUCAUGAGCUGAAAUAAAAUAUCACAGAAAUGUUG
Messenger RNA from Oncorhynchus masou masou (cherry salmon), 3391 nucleotides. It is a transcript of the gene usb1, whose product is annotated as U6 snRNA biogenesis 1. The record is from RefSeq and is a predicted model, not a curated record. Gene Ontology annotation, molecular function: 3'-5'-RNA exonuclease activity. Gene Ontology annotation, biological process: U6 snRNA 3'-end processing. The transcript is spliced from 7 exons. Gene Ontology annotation, cellular component: nucleus. Bases 332 to 1195 code for a protein of 287 amino acids. NCBI's taxonomy places the organism in Eukaryota, Metazoa, Chordata, Actinopteri, Salmoniformes, Salmonidae.